This is a messenger RNA of Culicoides brevitarsis, 3169 nucleotides long. RefSeq lists its product as uncharacterized. The transcript is spliced from 9 exons. Lineage: Eukaryota; Metazoa; Arthropoda; Insecta; Diptera; Ceratopogonidae. Bases 68 to 2836 code for a protein of 922 amino acids. The record is from RefSeq and is a predicted model, not a curated record.
GUCGCUUCGAAAAACAGUCACCAAAACAAGAAUCCUCAAUGGACGAAAAGAGUAAAAACCUCAUGAAAUGGACACAAAAGAAAUAAAUUUAGAUUAUUUCAAGCAUCAGUCUAUACAUUUGUUGGCCAUCAUAAAGCAACUUUCAUCAAUUGAGGAUCAAUACGAAGCGAUAAUCUACAUUUUGUCGGCAAUUAAUGCCUAUUUGAAGAACAUUUUCACAUAUAAUGACCGCGAAAUACUGAAGACAAAAAUUUACAGCAACCCAGAACUCGUGAAAGGUCACGUAAAUGAUGUACUGAAAGCAAUUAAAGGUGACGACGAAAAAGUAGAGCAAGCGAAGCUCGACUCAAUUGUACCAAAAGUCAAGAAUUUGAAGAGUUUACUGCACUUUCCCUACUACAUCCGGAGCACUUCGUCCCAAAUUAGUCGUCCGAAGGCGACAACAACGACGUGCAAAGUAUUAUAUAAAAUCACCAAUCGAUUUCUCGCGACAAAAAAUCUCGAAGACUACUCGUACAAGGAGAUAAUUCGUUGGACCGCGGGCAUAAAUCGCGUCAACAAGCUAAAAUCCAACCUCAAAGUACGGGUUUUGGUGCGAAAAACGGUCAUCCCGCGCGGAAUUAAGCGUUCAGUGAGCCUUUCGGCAGCCGACGACAGUGUUAAACUCCGUAAAAUUACCGCAAGCAAAGUUACUGCGCGUUCCCAAUCGACUAACGUGCGGCACGAAAGUCCGCCAAAUCCCGAAUUUGUCGAUAGCAUCGACUACGACGAACUGAUUCUCAAUCCGGAGCUCGAAAAGAAGCUCGUACGGCAACCGAUAGCGGUGAAUCACAAAGAAGCGAGCAAAUCUCCCAAAGCAAGGCGUUUGUCGAAGGACUCAAAUACAGGAAAAGUGAAUAAUAGCGUGAAUAGUGUCGUGAUGGGCGAUUUAGACGAUGAAAAGUUGGAAGAGAUGGAAAGUGAAGAGGAUGACGAGGAACCAAAGGCUUCCGUGAGUGACCCAAAUGCGAAAAAACCCGCGAAAAAGAGGAAAACUUAUCCGUGUAUCUUCUGUAAAAAGAGCUACCGUUCACGCAAAUCCCUGAUGCUCCAUUUUCAACAUCAUCCUGGCUUAUGUCCGGAUUGCGGAGUGCAAAUUGGAUUUUCGCCAGCUGAAAUUGUGGAACACAAUCGUCAAUUUCACAUCAAAGAACGUCCAAUUAUUUGCGAGGAGUGUGGCGAGUCAUUUACGCGCAAUCAACAAUACCAAGUUCAUCUACAGUGCCAUCAAAAAGCGAAGGAUAAGGAAGAUGUGGCAGUGCCGAAACACGUCUGUUCCGAAUGCGGGGCGAUCUUUGUGAAUCAAAAAGGACUCGAAAAGCAUAUUAUGGAGACGGAACACAAGCAGGAUAAACGUCUCUGUGAGAUUUGUGGCGUAGAUUUUGAUACAAAUACAAGAUUGUUACAACAUGUUCGCCGUGUUCAUCGACCAAAAUCCUUCUCGUGUACUCAUUGUUCAAAGCAGUUCACAUUGAAAUGCAAUUUGGACCGCCAUAUAAAGUCCCUUCACUCGAAUAACCCAUCCAAAUUGGUGUGUGAGCAUUGCGGCAAUGAAUAUACCAAUCAAAAUACGUUGAAUGAACAUAUGGAAAUGGCUCAUAAAAAGUCUAAAAUUUGGAAGUGCAAUGUUUGUGAUAAGACUUUCUUCAUAAAACGACUUUUAAAAGUGCACGAAAUUGUUCACUCUGAAUAUCGCCCGUUUCAGUGUACGCAAUGUGAUCAGUGCUAUAAACGUCGUUCCCAUUUGGAUCGCCAUAUUCACUUUUCGCACAACAAGAACGGCAAAGUAACCCGCGACUCGACCCAAACGCUCCAAAAUGGCGAAAAAGUCCCCAAAAAGAAGAAAACUCCCGAGGAAAUCGCCCUGAAGAAAGCACUGAAAGCCGAAGCAGCAAGUCACGCAGCAGCUGGCGUACCUGCGCCAAUCCCAAACAGCAAUCCGCAAGCGACGUACCAUAAUGCCACAAACGCCAUGCAUCCCACCUUCGACUAUAACAUGCAACCGUAUGGCAAUGCGCAAACAGCUGCAGGCGCUUCCCCCAUGGAUUACAACGCCAUGCCGCAGCAUCAUGUUCAGCAAACGCCAGUGCCGCCGCCGCAGCAACAACAACAAGACCCCAAUGCCAUGUACUACAACGAUCAGAUGAUCAAGUACGAGAAUACGCAACCAUAUCCGAGUCAGCAGCAGCAACAGGCAGGCACGAAUUAUCAUCAUCAGCAACAAACGGACUUUACGAAUCAGUAUUACAUGCAACAGCCACAAGCGCCUCAGCAACCCGACAUGACAGGCAGUUGGAACAACAUGCAAAUGUACAAUAAUGGCUCAGCGCCAUCUGCCGACGCGAUGAAUUACUAUGGGCACAAUGCGGCGGAGCAUCAUCCGCAGCAGCAGCAACCGCAAUCGCAUCAUCAUCCGGAGCAAAAACAUCAGCAGCCGAACCAUUUGAUGAACAUCCCGAACACCGACUUGUUCUACGGACAGGAAAACAUGUGGAAUCAUCAACCAGAUCCGUCACAAAAUCAAAAUCAUCCGCAUCAUCAUCCGCAUCCGCAAGUCGGAAAUACCUACAAUAACAUUGGGAACAUCCUAACGAAUCUCGAACUGAUCGGCAACAAUAGCAAUUUUGAGAAUAAUUUUGAUAUUGUCACGUCGCAAGGCAUGGGACAUCCUCCCGGCGUGCCUACUGACGAUCCAACGCAGCAAACACAACAACAACAACAAAUGCAGCAAUCGGGCAUGACGGACUAUCAAAUGUUCGACUAUGCCCCGGGCUUCAUGAAAGCCCCGUUUGAGUAAAUUUGAGUUUUCUUAUUUUUUUUUGUUUGUUAAAAGAAUUUUUCUUAUUAUAUAAAAAAUUAUAUAUAUCAUCACACAUUCUCUGCGGAGAUACUCUACGUCAGUUCCUUUACUUUUCAGAAAAGUAGAGGAGAAAAUAUUAGAUUUUAAUAAAAAAAAAAAUAUUUGAAAUGAAGAAAAAAAAAUGAAGUUAAAACAAUACUCUAAAUAUAAAUUAUAAAUAUAGAAAAGAGAAAAACAGAAUGUGAAAUGCUUUUCCAAAAUAUUUAUAAAAAUAUAUUUAAUAUAAUAUAUAAUAUAGCCUGGAAUCACAUUAAACACUUUUUCGAGUCU